This is a messenger RNA of Calypte anna (Anna's hummingbird), 1563 nucleotides long. It is a transcript of the gene PRDM14, whose product is annotated as PR/SET domain 14. Gene Ontology annotation, cellular component: nucleus. The record is from RefSeq and is a predicted model, not a curated record. The transcript has 7 exons. NCBI's taxonomy places the organism in Eukaryota, Metazoa, Chordata, Aves, Apodiformes, Trochilidae. Gene Ontology annotation, molecular function: RNA polymerase II transcription regulatory region sequence-specific DNA binding; protein binding. The coding region runs from base 1 to 1563 and encodes 520 amino acids. Gene Ontology annotation, biological process: regulation of transcription by RNA polymerase II.
AUGGCGUUAUCCUUGGCCGGGGAUUCGGUCCCUGGAGACGGCGGAGAGACACUGGGGAUGAGCCCCGCGAGCCUAGCUGCCUACUACCCCUCUUUCCUCCCUGCUGCCCCGUACUUUGAGGCGGGCCCCGACUUCUUCCAGCCCCUGAAAUCCCUGGGCGGGAUGGUCCCCUCCUCCCCUCCUCUGCCCCCCUUUAACAGCAGCAGCGUCCCCGCUUUCCUAAGCCAGCCGCUCCCCGUGCCCGCCGACCCUUUCGCCGGCCUUCCCUUGCCCCUCUACCCCACGCCGCCGACCCCCUUCUCCCCCAGGGACAACUCUUCUCAAGGGGUGGGGAGCCUGGACUGGCCCCCGCCGCUCUAUCCCAGCCCCCAGCUCAGGGCUACUGGCAGCCCCGGAGCCGGCGGCUGUACGGCGCAGACCUACAGGUACCACUUCACCGAGAAGGAGCUGAACGCGGUGCUGUACGGGGCGCUCCGGAGCAGUCAGACGACCGGGAACGUCCACGCUAUCUCGGGGCUCCGGCUGCCCCCCGCCAGCCCUGGUGCUGCGGACUCUUCCUCCACCCUGCUGCUCGACAGGGACUCGCUGAAGCUCCCUGAAGGGCUGUCGGUGCUGCGGGUGGCGUACGGGGAGGUGUCUCAGCUCGGAGUCUUCUGCACGAACCCCAUCCCCAAAGGAAUCCGCUUCGGCCCUUUCCAAGGCAAAGUGGUCAACACAAGCGAGAUCAAGACUUACGACGACAACUCGCUGAUGUGGGAGAUCUUUGAGCACGGUCGCCUGAGCCACUUUAUAGACGGGAAAGGCGCCUCUGGCAACUGGAUGUCCUUGGUGAACUGUGCCAGGUUCCCCGAGGAGCAGAAUUUGACAGCUAUCCAAUGCCAAGGGCAAAUCUUUUACGAGAGCUGCAAGGAAAUCUUGCCGAAGCAGGAGCUGCUGGUGUGGUAUGGCGAUUGCUACGUGCAGUUCCUGGGCAUCCCCAUCAGCCUGAAGGGCAUGCCGGAGGGGAAGAAAUCCCCACAGCAUCCCGAAGAAGCCGAGGAGAGCUUUAAAUGCGAGCGCUGCGGCAAGGUUUUUGCCUACAAGUACUACCGGGACAAGCACCUCAAGUACACUCGCUGCGUGGACCAGGGGGACCGCAAAUUUCCUUGUCAGCUUUGUAACCGAUCCUUUGAAAAAAGAGACAGGCUGAGGAUCCAUAUUCUCCACGUCCACGAAAAGCACAGACCUCACAAGUGCUCAGUGUGUGGGAAGAGCUUUUCUCAGUCCUCCAGCCUGAACAAACACAUGAGGGUUCACUCUGGGGAGCGUCCCUACAAAUGUGUCUACUGCAACAAGGCAUUCACAGCAUCCAGCAUCCUGCGCACUCACAUCCGCCAGCACUCUGGUGAGAAGCCCUUCAAGUGCAAGCACUGUGGCAAAGCCUUCGCCUCCCACGCAGCCCACGACAGCCAUGUGCGCCGCACGCACAGCAAGGAGAAGAGCUGCACUUGCUCAGUGUGUGGCCAGCACUUCCCGGAGCAGGAGGAUUACCACUUCCACAUGAAGACCCAUGCCACUCAUUAG